ACAAACCAUACGAGUAUUCUAAAGCUGUGAAUGACAGUACUACUCAAAUCUCACUACAAAACGUAGAAGUAUUUCAGUUACAAACUCUACGUAUGAUAGGAUUGGAGAAUAUUUAGAUUUAACCAGGAACAGUUUUACCAACAAUAAUUUUUUUAAACUGAUAAAAGAAAGGUUCUGAGUUGAUCGGAAUAUUAUGGCGGUGUUUGGUGAGGCUGCUUAAUUCAGUUGUUUUCCGUUCACUCUAAAGUCCCUCCCAACUCCCGUCCUCAUCGGCCUAGACCAGCUUUUCCGGCGGGGGAGAUCAGUCCGACUAGUCGAAAAAUAGAAAUGGAUCGGUUUGUUUACGGGUUUUAGCUUGCGGGAAAAUGCUACUGAAGGGAAAAACACUUUUUCCCGCUCUGUGCUUUCUCACUACUGAUCAGGUGGGAAAAGGACGCUAGUUUCAGAUACGAGCAAUAAUGGAGAAGCAAUAAUCAAGAAGAGCUGGAGCCAGUACAGGAUGCACAGUCAUCGAAACCUGGAGGAGGGAACGGCCAUAUUCGAUACCGGUCUCCAUCGGCUGCCGAACUAUUUGAUGCACAGCAGCAAGUUCAGAUGGAUAAGACUUUGAAGCGAAACCGGCAUCAAGAGUCCAUGUACGACAAGAUCCUUAGAUGGCGUAGUCCCAUACUAUUGGUUUUAGUUCCUCUCCUACUUAUCUCCUUUGUGCUCUUUCUCAUGCCGGCAAAGUCCCCAACGGAUUCCAUCUCCCGGAAAAUUUUUCCCAACUUCAUGCCUACGCGUUAUGCGGUCAUCUUUGAUGCUGGUAGCUCUGGCAGUAGGGUGCAUGUCUUCUGCUUCAAUCAGCAGCUUGAUCUUGUUCCCAUGGGCCAAGAUCUUGAGCUCUUUUUACAGAGAAAACCGGGUCUGAGUGGAUAUGCAACAGAUCCUGAGGCUGCUGCAAAUUCACUCGCAGAUCUUCUUGAGAAAGCAGAAGCAGCAGUUCCUAGGGAACUGAGGCACAGCACACCAGUUCGAAUUGGGGCCACUGCAGGUCUACGGCAAUUGGAAGGCGAUACAUCUGACAGGAUUUUACAAGCAGUGAGGGACUUUUUGAAGAAUAAAAGCUCUCUUAAGUCCAAGGCGGACUGGGUAACUGUUUUGGAUGGAAAUCAGGAAGGCGCUUAUCAAUGGGUGACCAUUAACUACCUAUUGGGAAAUUUGGCCAAACAAUACUCCGGUACUGUUGGAGUGGUUGAUCUUGGGGGUGGCUCUGUACAAAUGGCGUAUGCUAUCUCAGAGUCAGAUGCUGCAAAAGCUCCGCAGGUAUCAAGUGGAGAAGACUCAUAUGUGCAGGACAUGUAUCUCAAGGGAAGGAAAUAUCAUCUCUAUGUUCACAGUUAUCUGCGCUAUGGUUUACUGGCGGCUCGAGCAGAGAUUUUGAAGGUUGAUGAAGAACAUGGCAAUCCAUGUAUAUUAGGGGGUUAUGAAGAUACGUACAAAUAUGGUCAAUCUGUAUACAAGGCAUCGGCCUCACCAUCAGGCUCCAGCCUUAGUAAGUGUCGAGAAACAGUAAUCAAGGCUUUGAAAGUCAAUGAAUCAUCAUGUACCCACAUGAAAUGCACAUUUGGAGGGGUGUGGAAUGGUGGUGGAGGGGAUGGCCAAAAGAAUUUGUUUGUUGCUUCAUUCUUUUUCGAUAGAGCUGCUGAGGCUGGCUUUAUUGAUCCAAGCUUGGCCGUUGCAAAAGUUCAUCCGGCCGAUUUUGAGGAUGCGGCUAAACGUGCUUGUGAAACUCAUCUGGAAGAUGCCAAGUCUAUAUAUCCUAAAGUGGAAUCUGGUAACCUGCCUUACUUGUGCAUGGACCUCGUCUACCAAUUCACGUUGCUUGUUGAUGGCUUUGGGCUUGAUCCGUGGCAAGAGAUUACUUUAGUGAAAAAAGUUAAAUACCAAAAUUCUUUAGUCGAAGCUGCUUGGCCGUUGGGCAGUGCCAUUGAGGCUGUGUCAUCACCUGCACGCUAAAUCUUAUUUAUUGUGGUUAGCACUCACUUUUGAUUGAUUGUGAAUGCAGCUUGGAAUAGGACUUGGUUAUAUCGUGUUGU
Messenger RNA from Striga asiatica, 2078 nucleotides. The record is from the annotation of a GenBank genome assembly. Lineage: Eukaryota; Viridiplantae; Streptophyta; Magnoliopsida; Lamiales; Orobanchaceae.